Amoebophrya sp. A25 is the source of this 2623-nucleotide messenger RNA. NCBI's taxonomy places the organism in Eukaryota, Dinophyceae, Syndiniales, Amoebophryaceae. The record is from the annotation of a GenBank genome assembly.
GGUCAAAAGAAAUGGCUACAGUAUUCGAAAGAAUUAUACUGCCAACUCGGCAUGCGCGGCCGGCGUGUGGUCGGAGGCGCUCUCGGAAAGAUGACGGAGACGAGCUUGCUGCACGCCAAUCAGCGAUCGCUUCCCCUGCUGUUCGUUCGUGUUGUGUGGUACACCCUGUUCGGUCUGUUGUUGGGCGUGGCGGGCGCGGCUGCUGCUCAGACGCAACUGCCGAGUCACCUGGAAUGGAUUCCGCUUCUCGAGACGACUCGCGAUCGCGACUUCGCCGCUCUUGCACGCGGAAAAGGCAGCGACAUCGUCUUCUCAGAUCCGGUUGUCGGGCCGCUUUUUCAAGUGAAUAAAGGACAAAGAGACCCAGCAGCAUCCAUGACAAGAAGGAAGAAACAACGCGUGGUCUUGACGCUGACGACGAUUGCAGCUCGAUUGCCUAGGAUUCAUCCCGUUAUCCGAAGCCUCUUUGCACAGAGUGUUGAAUGCGAUGUCAUGUAUCUCGUCGUGCCCAAACGGUACUACAUGAGGAAGAAAAAGAAGGAUAUAGCAGCAAGAGCAGGUCUCAAAGAUGAAAAAGACGAGAUGGACGUCGAUUUUGUGGCCCUGCCGAAAAGUAUCAACGACUUGGUGGAAGAAUUUGCUCCUCGGUUACAGAUCGUGCGGCCAGAGGCCGACCAUGUUGGUCCUCUGAUGAAUUUGUGGCCGCUUCUUCCUCUCGAAACGGAUCCAGGCACAUUCAUCAUUACUGCCAAUGACGAUCAUCUUCAACCAGUGAAUUUCAUUCGCGACUUACUCCUGUCAGCGAUAGCCAACCCUGGUCGCGCAGUAUGCUAUCAUGGAUGGAUGUCUGUCGUCGAUAGAGAGAAGAUUUCUAGUGCGGCGUCCUCGAGUGGAGGUGUAUCGGAGAUUAUGGCGGGAGCAGCUGCAGGAGAAGACAACCAGAAGGAGGGGGAACGGCCAGAUUAUCUGCAGCAACGCAUAGGCAACACCUUUGGCGUUGCUCAGUCCUUGAACUACAAUUUGUCGGCAACCGAUGCAAGCACACUUUCACAAUACGUCCUAGGCGACCCAACGUUGAAUCUCACCGCCGGCACCCGUUGGCGCACAGCCGGUGCAGCGGAGAAAUGGAAUCCUGUGCGGGAUACGCCGGCGUACUUGCAAAGCGAAUGGACGCCUUUGAUACAUAGAGAAGUGCAAGAUGCUACGAAAAUGAAUAACGAGCAGGAAAAGCAAAAGGAAACUGGUGGACGACCUAGACCUCCUAGCGGUGGCCAUUUCUACGAAACAGGUCCUGUUGGUGCCAAUUACCUUGGAUGCGUCUGGCAACGUGGUUUUUUUGACCAUGAAAGUUUCUACCGCUUGUUAGACCGACACGACAAAGUCAGCCUCAAAGAGGGCGCUGUUGUUCCGAAGCCUGGUGACAUUUCCUACGAUUACAAACAGUCUCCUAACGGAAACGAUGAGUCUGAUCUAAAAUAUUCAGAUUGCCGUUUUGUUGAUGAUGUAUGGCGUGCUGCGCUUUUGGCUUUACGCGGAAUCCGGUUCCUGUUUUUGAACCGUCUGCCAUCUGGCGGAUUGUCGGAAACGGCGUUAGCGAAUCCUGCAGAUCGCUUGGUUGUUGAUCAGAAGACCAACCCACUAGCAGAAGUCGCGGCUUUAGGCAAGGAGAAUGGUAAACAUUCAAGCGCCAACAUGCGCGCUGGCUGUAAUCGGCAGCUUCUGGAUUCUGAUUUCUUCGGCUCCGAUCUUUGGAAGCUGCGCCGGCGGAGGGUGUUGGUAGUGGCCGUGAGUCCUCAAGGUGCGAUACCCACUACCAAAAAUUCGGCGGAAGUAACAACUAGAACUAGAAGUGCCUCGUCGAUGGACCAUGAUAACCUUACUUUAGAAAUUCGCUCAGUAGAUUCGGAAGAUGAUACAGGCUUGCCUGAUUGUAGCGCAUCCCUCAUCCAAACCGUUGCUUCUUCUGUGGCGGAAAAUAAAGGAGCAGGUCACGAUGAGGAUGAUAUGAGAAGUUCUGUUGUGGGGUAUGAUCGAGUGUACUACGUGGGCUGCAGCACCAUCAGUGACGCAAGAAUGCUACAGGAUCAAGCACCUCUGGAACCAGGGGAAUCCGAAAGCUUAGUCGACAUGUCUACAUCUUCGGUCUCUAGCGGACCUCCAACUUUUCCUUACACUUUGCGUAGGUACGAAGACGUCGCACUGUGGGAGGGAGAAGCGGACACAGAAGUCUGCGUUUACAACGUUCAGGAGGGGAAGAGCACUCGGGAUAUUGAAGUAGAGCAACCCCUGCAGCUUCAAGAUGGAGAUGCUCUCCCGCUCGGCAUCAAUCAUGCCAAGUGCCAUCACAAACUUCUUGUUGGUGACAUGUGGGCGCAGCGAGAAGCUGCAGAAGCUAGGAGAAUGCUUGAGAACAGCGGAAAAGCGAAGUCGAUAAAGGCUCGAACUUGGCGCCUACUGCGUCUGACCAGUUUGCUACGACGCCUUCCGGGUCUGUACAGGCUAGUGCCAGCCUUGAUGAACUCAAAAGAUUUAGCGUACUAGAAUUCUCAGGACGCAGCUGCACCUGUGUUUACCUCGCAACGACCAACUCCAGCGCAAAGAGAAUUGACAUUGCUAUAAAGCC